AUAUGAUGGUUUGCUUAUCGCGGUCUUAAGCCGCUAACGUAUUUAAUUAGUAGUGUAUUUAAAUGGGGGAUCGUGUGGAAAAUUCAGUCAAAAGUCGCCGAAAUGCAUCGGGUUGCAGUUGUUGUGAUCGUCCUUGCUUCCAUCUUUACCCAAAAUCACGCGUCCUGGGGGGGACACUCCUUGAAGUCUCAGCCGAGGGGGUCCCGCGUGAUGACAGACGAACGAUCCUUUUACGACUGCAAACACUCGAUAUGCCACAGCGUCGAAAACUACCCGGAGGAAGACAUCAACGUCGCCAUGGAGCAGCACCACUCGCUGAAGUCCCUGUUGUCUGGUGCAGUCUUCAACGUCACUACCGCCGUUACCAUAGCGAGCAGGAUACAUCCUUUCGAGGAGACGAAGUCGUCCCAGCUCUGCAACGCGGAAGGACCCGCCAAGUACAAGCCGAAAGCGAUGCGGAAUUUGUCGAACCAGUGGAAGAUCAUCGUGAAUACGGUCAAAUACCGACAGGUGUUCACUGUGGAGGCAUGCCGAGAAUUGUCAAGUCCCGACGCCCCUGAUACAAGCCAUUACUGCAGAGACGUUUUCCAUAAGAAGUGCAGACAAAACUACCAGCCUCUGACGCUUUUCGUAUACGAAGAAGGUAAAAUACAAUUCGAUAAGUUCCUGGUACCCACUACUUGCAAGUGCUGCGCUGAAUAACGGAUUGGCUCUUCGUCGUCAGGUCCUUCUCAUUAUAACGAUAACUAUGUAAAU
Messenger RNA from Anoplophora glabripennis (Asian longhorned beetle), 756 nucleotides. RefSeq lists its product as uncharacterized. Lineage: Eukaryota; Metazoa; Arthropoda; Insecta; Coleoptera; Cerambycidae. Gene Ontology annotation, cellular component: extracellular region. Bases 103 to 702 code for a protein of 199 amino acids. The record is from RefSeq and is a predicted model, not a curated record. The transcript has 4 exons. Gene Ontology annotation, biological process: central nervous system formation; innate immune response; regulation of Toll signaling pathway. Gene Ontology annotation, molecular function: Toll binding; growth factor activity.